Iphiclides podalirius (scarce swallowtail) is the source of this 2427-nucleotide messenger RNA. Lineage: Eukaryota; Metazoa; Arthropoda; Insecta; Lepidoptera; Papilionidae. The record is from the annotation of a GenBank genome assembly.
AUGCUGGGAGCAGUGACACCGGAAUCUUUUGACACCCUGCACUCUUAUACCAACACUUUCCAAAUGCCAUUUGUCACGCCGUGGUUUCCUGAGAAGGUCAUACCGCCAUCAUCAGGACUAAUUGAUCAUGCUGUAAGCAUGAGACCGGACUACCACAAAGCCAUAGUCGAUACCAUUUUGUACUAUGGAUGGAAGGAAAUAAUUUAUGUUUACGACUCUCAUGAUGGCUUACUGAGACUGCAACAACUCUACCAGACCAUGCAACCGGGACGAACGACUUUUCGAAUCGCGCUGGUGAAACGGAUUAAUAACGCAUCGGACGCAAUGGAAUUUCUGUUGGCUUUGGAACAGCAUGACCGAUGGAGCAAUAAGCGCAUAGUUCUCGAUUGCAACUCGAAAAACGCGAAAAGCAUACUCGUGGAGCACGUUCGGAAAGUGCAGUUGGGCCGGCGGACCUAUCACUACAUGCUCAGUGGUCUGGUUAUGGACGACCAUUGGGAGAACGAGGUGACUGAAUACGGCGCAGUAAACAUUACAGGUUUUCGUAUUGUGGAUCACUCCCGCAAAAUUGUUCGCGAUUUCAUGGAAGGCUUACGGAGAAUGGACCCCCGUUUCAAGGGAACUGUAUCGGCACAAACUGCUCUGAUGUACGACGGAGUUCAAGUGCUAAUGGAUGCUCUUGGAAGACUAAUGAGGAAGAAACCCGACGCCUUCAGAAGUGCACUGCGACGCGCUGCGGCCCUAGCGAAUUCUACCAAAGUAAUAGAUUGCAACCCAGGAAAAAAUUGGGUCAUACCCUUUGAACAUGGUGAUAAAAUCUCGAGAUUAAUCAAAAAGACGGACAUUGAGGGCAUUACGGGUAACAUUUCAUUUAACGAAGAAGGUCACAGAUAUAAUUUUACGUUGCAAGUUGUGGAAAUGACUGUUGAAAGCGCAAUGAUACAGGUGGGAACUUGGACGGAUAAGCAGGGCCUCAUGCUGGUAUCGCCGAAAUAUAUUCAACUCCAUUCGCCGUCGUCCUUGGACCCAAAUAAAACUUACAUCGUUACGACUUUGAUUCAAGAACCUUACAUGAUGCAAAAGCUCAAUGACUACAGUCGAAAGGAAGACCAAUUUCAAGGAUUUUGCAAAGAGCUAUUCGAUUUAAUCGCAAAGAGACUUAGGAUAAAAUAUGAAAUCCGACUGGUUAAAGAAAAAACUACCGGAACAUCCAGUUCUAAUGAUGCCUGGUCGGGAUUAAUAAAUGAAUUAGUUAGAAAGGAAGCAGAUUUGGCUGUAGCACCUUUAGCAAUAACAGCCGACAGGGAACGCAUCGUCGACUUUAGCGAACCUUUUCUGUCAAUAGAAAAUCCCGUGAUCCAUGCAAAAACAUCGAAUCAACGCUCUGAUACGUUCAGCUUUCUAAGACCGCUUUCAAAGGAGAUCUGGCUGUGCGUUCUAUUCAGCUUUUUCGCUGUGAGCAUAGUACUUUUCUUGGUAUCUCGAUUCUCACCACACGAAUGGCGCUCUGUGUCAACAGAUACGGAUACACAUAUCGAACAACCAAUAACAAGAACGAAUGAGAUCAUCCUGCACAACGACUUUAGCAUUUGGAAUUCAUUCUGGUUCUCUCUUGGAUCGUUUAUGCAACAAGGGAGCGACGUGGUUCCAAGGUCACUUUCGGGACGAAUAGUGGGCACUGUUUGGUGGUUUUUCGCCCUAAUCCUGGUCUGUUCAUACACUGCAAAUCUGGCAGCUUACCUCAUACUGGAACGCAUAUCAGAGCCGGCGCGUUCCCUCCAGUAUCCAACGAAGGUGCAUACCGAAAGCUCCCUUGCCACUAUGUAUAACCUGGUGAAUGACCCGGAACUAAUUCCAAAGGAUACUAGUAUAUUCCAGCAUGCUAUUGGCAAGAACGGGCAAGCCUGUAACUCCAUGGCAAGCGUGUGCAGAUUUAGGAAUGUGAAUUUUGCUAUCGCUAUGGCUAAGGGUUCACAGUUAAGAGAAGGAAUAAACAUAGCCCUUGUAAAUCUGAAGAAAGAAGGAGUGGUGUCGAAGUUAUGGCAAAAGUGGAUUUCCGUAAAUAAUAAACCCGACUGCGAAAUGGCUAAAGAUCAGGAAACUAUCAUAACAGAAAUGACGCUAAGCCAAGUGGCAGGGAUAUUUUACGUAUUGGUGGUGGGAUUAGCUUUAGCCUUAACUGUGGCUUUAUUAGAGUUCUGCCAACACGGUCGGGCUGAAGCUGUACAGGCAAAUGUGCCUCUAGGUGCUGCUUUAAAAGCUAAGGCAAGGCUGGCAUCUCGAUCGCAACACAAAACACCUUCACAACGCACACCGCAGCGUGAUCUUGACCGCCUUGGAUGGAAUGGAACCGCUUUCGCCGGGUACUUUGCGACGAGCACCCAGAUCUCCCAAGACGACACAAUCCAUGCCAGCUUUACACAUGUG